Ilex paraguariensis (yerba mate) is the source of this 777-nucleotide messenger RNA. Lineage: Eukaryota; Viridiplantae; Streptophyta; Magnoliopsida; Aquifoliales; Aquifoliaceae. The record is from the annotation of a GenBank genome assembly.
AUGAAGAUAUGGAUGAAGGCUGUUUCAACGUUAAUGAGGCCCAAUUUGAUUAAGACUUGUCCUCUAAAUAAAAAAUCAAGAGUGGAUGAUUCCAUCAUUGGAGUUGGGGAGCUAUUUGAUGAGAAAGAGGUUGGAUUCAAUGCCAAGGUUGUCACUGCCAUCUGCAGAGAGCUACCAGCCCUUACAGCUCUCAAUCUAUCCCACAAUUUUAUAUCAAAUGAUGGAAUUGAGAUGCUCCAACUAACGAAUAUGCGCGUCUUAGUGUUGAACAAUACUGGCAUAAACUGGAUGCAGGUUGAAAUACUUAGAAAUUCUCUUCCAGUGAUUGAAGAGCUACAUCUGAUGGGAAAUAAGUUGAGGGAAAUAACGCGGACAACUUCCAUCACUGUCCAACAAUUUGGGUCUCUGCGGCUUAUUAAUUUAGAAGAUAAUUAUAUAUCCAACUGGGAUGAGAUCUUGAAGCUUUCUCAAGUAAGAAGCUUGGAGAAGCUUCAUUUGAAUAAGAACAAUUUACACCGCAUUUGGUACCCUAAUUGUGAUACAAUACAUGAACUGCUCAAUGGUUGUGGAUCCCUUGAGAAAAGCAAUAGGCCUUUUCAAAAUUUGCGCUGCCUUCUUCUAGGAUCUAAUAAUAUUGAGGAUCUGGCUUCUAUUGACUCGCUAAAUUCUUUUCCCACCUUGAAGGUAAGGUUUGUAACGUGAGCAAUGUGAUGUGUCCCUGGACUUCUUAUUAAGAAUCCUUUUGGUUUUGUUAGAAAUAUAUCUAGCAAUGGUGUG